AUCGAAUCUAGACAGUGGUCGGAUAUCGCCUACAAUUUCCUCGUCGGAGGCGACGGUCUCGCAUACGUUGGCAGAAGUUGGGACUACGUCGGCGCCCAUUCCUUCGGUUUUAACAGCAAGAGUAUCGGCAUUUCCUUUAUUGGUACAUUCAACACAGUCGUACCACCGGAAGUGCAAUUACAUGCCGCGCAAAAAAUUAUAGAAAUCGGUGUUAAAGCCGGGAAAAUUGCACCUGACUAUAAACUAUUGGGUCAUCGACAAGUUUCGAAAACUCUGAGUCCAGGAGAUGCUUUAUAUGAUGAAAUUAAAAAGUGGCCCCAUUGGUCACCCCAGCCAUGA
Messenger RNA from Wasmannia auropunctata (little fire ant), 339 nucleotides. Its product is annotated as peptidoglycan-recognition protein SB2-like. The annotation marks the transcript as partial. The record is from RefSeq and is a predicted model, not a curated record. The transcript has a single exon. Lineage: Eukaryota; Metazoa; Arthropoda; Insecta; Hymenoptera; Formicidae. Gene Ontology annotation, biological process: peptidoglycan catabolic process. Gene Ontology annotation, molecular function: N-acetylmuramoyl-L-alanine amidase activity; zinc ion binding.